Thamnophis sirtalis is the source of this 4617-nucleotide messenger RNA. Lineage: Eukaryota; Metazoa; Chordata; Lepidosauria; Squamata; Natricidae. The record is from RefSeq and is a predicted model, not a curated record.
UCUUUACAGACUUAGAACAUAAAUGUGCUGAAGCCUAUCAACCAUUACAGACUGGACAUCUGUAAAUAUUUUGGUCUUCUCUGGCCAUGUUGUACAAUUGGUGUUCCAUGAGAAAUUUGUCUUCAUGAAGAUUCCUAUUAUUGGUAAUGUGAUGAAUAAAUUUGAGAUCCUUGGGGUUGUAGGUGAAGGUAAGCAUAUAUUCAUGAAUAAAUUUAAUUGGGGUUUGAGAACAGAUGUGAGCAUAACUAGAAAGUUUCAUGACUCAAAAGAAAAUGAAGAGGUCAAAGAAACAACUUUACGAGAACUUAAAAUGCUUCGUACUUUGAAGCAGGAAAAUAUUGUAGAACUAAAAGAAGCUUUUAGAAGAAGAGGAAAAUUGUAUUUAGUGUUUGAAUAUGUAGAGAAAAAUAUGCUUGAGUUGCUGGAAGAAAUGCCAAAUGGAGUCCCUCCUGAAAAAGUAAAAAGUUAUACCUACCAGCUGAUAAAAGCAAUUCAUUGGUGUCAUAAAAAUGAUAUUGUUCAUAGAGAUAUUAAGCCAGAAAAUCUCCUAAUAAGCCACAAUGAUAUUUUGAAAUUGUGUGACUUUGGUUUUGCACGGAAUUUAUCAGAAGGUAACAAUGCAAACUAUACAGAAUACGUUGCCACCAGAUGGUAUCGUUCUCCUGAACUCUUGCUAGGGGCCCCUUAUGGCAAGUCUGUAGAUAUGUGGUCAGUAGGCUGUAUUCUGGGGGAACUUAGUGAUGGGCAGCCAUUGUUUCCUGGUGAAAGUGAAAUUGAUCAACUUUUUACAAUUCAGAAGGUAUUAGGACCACUUCCUGCAGAACAAAUGAAGCUUUUCUACAGCAAUUCCCGUUUCCAUGGCCUACGGUUUCCUGCAGUCAACCAUCCGCAAUCAUUGGAAAGGAGAUACUUGGGAAUUUUAAGUGGUUUUUUACUUGACCUUAUGAAGAACUUGCUGAAACUGGAUCCAGCUGACCGAUACUUAACAGAACAGUGUCUGAACCAUCCAUCAUUUCAAACUCAGAGGAUGUUAGAUCGUUCACCUUCACGGUCAACUAAAAGAAAGCCUUACCAUGGAGAUAGCAACACUUUAACUAGCAGAAAUCAAUCUGGCAAAGGUACCGCUGUGCAGUCUCAUCACAGAUCAAACAGCAAAGAAUUACAGAAUGUGGGACUGCAAAGAGAAGAUGCCCUUUCAACAAAUGAAAGCUUUUUAAAUGGAAAUCUCCCUGUAACCUCUCACAGUCCAAUGCUGUCAAAAAAGACAAACAAUAUUCCUUCAUCUGGAAGUAAGGAUCUAGCUAAUAACAACAUACCACAUCUUCUCAGUCCAAAAGAAGUAAAGACAAAAACUGAAUUUGAUUUUAAUUCCGAAGCCAAAACGUCAGAUGGUCCUGGUACUAAAUACCUGAAGUCAAAUUCCAGAUCACAGCAUAAUCGUCAUUCAUUUAUGGAGGGUUCACAGAACAAAACUGGCACACUACAACUGGGUGAAAGGCAUAGCCGUCACAGUUAUAUUGAUACUAUUCCACAAUCUUCAAAGAGCCCCUCAUAUCGCACCAAAUCAAAAAGUCAUGGAGCUCUGACUGAUUCCAAAUCUGUGGGUAAUUUGUCUGAAGCCAGAAUUCAAGUUUCAGAAUCAAAUAGCAGUAGGUAUUUUCCAUCCAGCUGUUUGGACUUAAACUCUCCUACUACACCAACACCUCCUCGUCAUGCUGACAGUAGAACUUUGCUCAGUCCUUCUGGGAGAAAUAACAGAAGUGAUGGUACACUGGAAUCACGAAGACCAUCUACAAGACAUUCCAAAACAAUGGAGGAAUUAAAAUUGCCAGAUCACAUGGAUGGAAACCAGUUACAUUCUGCAUCUGCUGCUCAUGAGUCUUUUUCUUAUGGUUUAGGCUACACGAGUCCUUUUUCUUCACAGCAGCGCCCUCAUAGACAUUCUAUGUAUGUGAGCCGGGACAGAGUGAGGACAAAGGGCUCAGAGGGUGGCUUAAGCGUAGGGCAAGGGAUGGCAGCCAGAGCAAACAGCCUGCAACUGUUAUCUCCACAGGUGCAGCAUAAAUCUCUUACAAGAUCUGUUGGCUCUUCACGUGAAGAUUGUACAGAAGAUUCCAAUAGGGGUGGAACAUAUCGUGAUCAACACCCAGAUGAUGGAGCCUCCACAAAAGAAAAUAGACUUCUGUAUAAUGAUUCUGUACCUCGAAGAGUUGGUAGUUUUUACAGAGUCCCAUCUCCACGCCCAGAAGGAACAUUUCUAGACAAUAGUGCCUCAAACAGAAUACCUGCAUUGCCUGCAGAAAGCAGUAAUGUAACAAGCCAUUCAAAGAGACAAACUGCUUUUGAUUCCUGGAAAAGUCCUGAAGAUACUCAUUCUGAACAACUAAAAGAAAAAGAAAAACAAAGUUUUUUCAGGGCAAUAAAAAAGAAAAAGAAGAAAUCUCAGUCAAUGCCUGGAAGCGAAAGUCAGGAUCUUUUGGCAAUACAAAAAGCUAUUCACACGUCUAAUCAUCCAGCCAGCAGGCAGAAGGACUGGCAUUCUGAAAAGAUGACAGAAAUCCAAGGACAUAGUCAGCCUCUAAAAUCUUUACGCAAGCUGUUACAUCUUUCUUCCACCUCCUCAAACCAUUCAGUUCCUUCUGAAGCCCGAUUCCAGCCUUUACCAAAUCAGCCAGCUAAAACCUCUUUUUCUGAAGUUCGAAUUCAUCCUAUGAGUCAAGCUUCCACUACCAGCAGCAACAACCUACGCCAAGAAUCUCAAUCAAAAGGCAGAGCAGCCCUCCAGAUCCCAAGCCAGAUGGAACCAAGCUGGCAUGUUUCCCCAGGGAACAGAAGUGCCAGUGAGACAUCAUCAUAUUCAGAUCAGAUAGCUUCGAAAAGUGGCCAAAAUGGGCAUACGUAUAAUCGAACAAACCGAUCUCGAAUGCCAAAUCUGAAUGAUUUAAAGGAGACAGCUUUGUAAUUGUAUCCAAGAAAGUGAUAUUACAGGGGUUGACUGAGGGAUAUGGCGAUGCCAGUGAUUGGAAUAAUGAUUGUAUUGCAGCUUUACAAAAGAGUGUGCAAUAUGGAGUAUGUAAAGCUACUACUACCACAUCAUUAGGGAUUGUAUAUCCAAAUGAACUUUAUAAAUUGCCAUUCACACAUUAUAAUAGCAAAAGAAUGUGCAAUUCAGGGAGAACAAACUAUUUGCCCUUUUCUCUCAGCUUACAUUCCAGCUUAAUAUGCACAUUUGUCUGAAAACUAUUUCGGCACUUUGGGGAAUUAAAAAAAAUAUUUAGAUGUAUGCCCUUUUAAAAAAUAUUGCUGCCUAAAUUUAAAAAAAAAACCUAAAUAGGGUUUAUGUGAUCUAUUUGUAUCUUUAGUAUGGUUUAAAGUUUUAGGUUUUUUUUGUUUUUAAAACUUCCAUAUUUGAUAAGAUUUGUAAUAUUUAUUAUCUAAUACCUUAUUGUUAUAUCACAUUUUAUGUUAUAACAUUAUUUGGAGCUGUAUGAAAAAUUAUAAUGAAGUGAAAACAGCUAUAAUAGUUUCUAUAAAAAUAACAUUUAUUACAUCAGGAAUAUUUUAUUAUAAAUAUAUAUGUAUGUGCGCGUAUGUGUAUGUGACUCUAUAUAUAUUUAUAUAAUAAAUAAUUGGUUUUUUUAAGAUAUUCACUUUAAAUAUCGUUAUGACACUAUCUGCCAUAUUUUUAUACAUUUGUGAUAUUAAGUGCAGUAUUAUACUUAACAAUAAAUAGGAACUAAAUAUGUAUUGAAGUAUAACAAUAUGAUUUUUACUCCCACCCUAGAUGCAGUGAUAUGGGCUAUAUCCACUGCUGAUCUUCUGCUGAUGAGAGGUUCAUGAUCCAAUAAAAGGAAUCAAGUGUGCUAUGUUGCUUCUCCUUGUGGCUCUCAUCCCCGCCCUUUUCUGCUAAUAAAAGCUUUUAAAAACUCAAAGAACCUUCUGUCAGUUGAACAACAACACUGAAUACAUCCCAUUAUAAUGCCACAAGUAAAACAAUUGUUUUAAGAUUUGCUGUAGACAUUUUGAUUGGGGUAAUAGAUUAAAAGCUAAAAACAUAAAAUAUGAACAACAGUGUUGCUUCCCUUAAAUGUAUAUAUAGCUUUCCCAUUCGUAUCAACGUGAAAUAAACAUUUGCAUAAUGGAGGUAGACAUCUAGUGUGCUUGCAAUCUUCCACCCAGGUAAACUGACUCAUACCAAGAAAGCAAAGCAGAUGCUCUUCCAUUUAAUACAUGGGGUGAAGACCAAAGAGCCACAGCAAGAGAUGCCAGUGGCAAACCAAAGUUGGCAUGACACAGCACUGUAAAUCAUGGUGUAAGGUUUUAACUUAACAUGGUAUCUGCACUUUGUUUGGAAUAGUAUUAAACAGAAAGUAAGAUACAAUACAGAAGUGUAAGAGAGACUGUCGUACUUCCAUUUUGCUUUUAAGGUUUUAUAAAAAGAUUGAUAUUUAAGAGAAAAAUCAUUUCUAAUGAAAUUUAAUCCCCCCAUAUCACUUAUAAGAAUAGUUCUGUGAACAUGUUUCACUCAUCCAGUGUAUGAUAUUUUCUAAUUUCUUAUCAAAUCUUAGGAUUUUUUAAAAUGGAGUGCUAAAUCUAGCUAAUAUUUAUUUGCUUAUA